GGUGUGGUGGCGCUGUAUGCUGUGUGUGAGUGUGAAUGCUUCAAGUAUUUCAUACACACGAGCUAGUCAGUCAACCAGUCACAUACUACACUGUAUAUACACUUUCUUUUGUCAAUGUUUUGAAAAUACCCACAUCUCACGAAGUCAAUGUGAACACAGAAGAAUAUUCGCAGCGUGAAAAGUCGCAGAUGUGCACAGCAGCACACAUUUUAUAAAACCAUAAACAAAUCAUUUGUACACAUUUUACAAUUGUAGCAAAUAAAAAUUGUUUCUUCUCUGCUUUCGUAAAUCCUGCAAAUAAAUCCGCGAUAGUUUUUAAUACGACAAUUGGUUUUCAACGUGAGAUUGACGACGACGACGACGACGACGAAGAUUACUGAGUAGAAUAAAACAGAGAACAUUCUUCGUUUCUUUUUUUUGUCCUGUGCUUGAUUUGAUAUCACAUCAUUGUGGCAACGGCGACGGAACAAGUGUGUGCACGAAUUAAUUUUUCAAAGUGAGAAACACAAAGAAAUUCUUGCGACGAGCAUCGAUAGUGGUUUUUUUUUUGGAUUUUGUCAAAGGUAUUUGGAUAUUAGUACAAUCAACCGUACAAAAUGGCACCAAAGGAACGAAAUAUUGCAAUGAUGGGCUAUCGAUCAGUGGGUAAAUCAUCGCUCAGUAUUCAAUUUGUGCAGGGACAAUUUGUCGACUCAUAUGAUCCAACCAUCGAAAACACCUUUACAAAAGUAACACGUAUCAAUUCAACGGACUAUGAAAUCAAAUUAGUUGACACAGCCGGACAGGAUGAAUAUAGUAUAUUUCCAACGCAAUAUAGCAUGGAUUUCCAUGGAUAUGUAUUAGUAUAUUCGAUAACGAGCCAAAAAUCAUUCGAAGUCAUACAAAUCAUUUAUGAAAAACUUCUAGAUGCUAUGGGCAAAACACAUGUGCCUGUGGUGCUAGUUGGAAAUAAGACAGAUUUACAUCAAGAGCGUGCUGUUUCAUAUGAAGAGGGUAAAAAAUUGGCCGAAUCGUGGCGUGCAACAUUUUUGGAAACAUCUGCCAAGCAGAAUGAAUCUGUUGCCGAUAUAUUUCAUUCGAUAGUGUUGCAGGUCGAACGAGAGAAUGGAAAUACCCAGGAAAAAAGUAGCUGCUGCAUUUCUUGAACUGCAUCUCUCUUUAUCGUUGUUCCGUCAAACGAAUCGUUGUCGACACCCACACUAGAAUUAAACAAAAAAUAGUUCAUUUGGGAAUAAGCUGUUCAUACAUACAUAAAUUCUGGUCGAUGUAACACAAACACACAACAUUCGUCAGAAGAAUCAUUCGAGCAAAUUGCAAGCAUCAACAAAACUAGCAAAUCACACACACACUAAACAAUGCAAAAGGAAGAACUGAGACCACCAUCAUCCCUUUUUCUUACUGGAGACACACAUUCAUAUAACAAACAAAUAGAUGAAGAAACAAUAAGUCAGUUGUGCGUGCCCACGUUUUUUCUUGUUCGAUUUGCUUAAAACAACAGUUUUUUCGGUGGUUCAAAUGCAAACACAAUAAAUCUUUCUAGAACAAAACAAACAGAUAAAAUUCAUUCAGCGCAAUUUGCAAUCCAAAAACAAACGGUUCAACAUUUUACAUAUGCAAUCUAUUUUUUAUCGUUUUAUAAAGAAUUUUAUUUUUAUGAAGUUUUGUUUAUAUUUUCUUUUUUUUUUUUGAAAAAGUAUCAAAUAUAAAACGAAGAAAAAAAAACGAGUAGAAAAUUAAACGGAUUAAAAGAAAUUGAACUAGAAAAUAAACAAAGAGAAAAAAAAUUGAUAAUGAUGAAAUAAGAUUUAGAAUGACUUCUAAGUUAAGUUGAAUUUCAAUAAUAAUUUUCUCUUUCUCUAUCUUUCUCUUAAGUUGUGUAAUGUAAUAACGAUUGAUUGAAAAAUAAACGAAAAAAAAUGGGAAAAUUAA
Messenger RNA from Sitodiplosis mosellana (orange wheat blossom midge), 1929 nucleotides. It is a transcript of the gene Rheb, whose product is annotated as GTP-binding protein Rheb homolog. Bases 597 to 1145 code for a protein of 182 amino acids. Lineage: Eukaryota; Metazoa; Arthropoda; Insecta; Diptera; Cecidomyiidae. The record is from RefSeq and is a predicted model, not a curated record. Gene Ontology annotation, biological process: small GTPase-mediated signal transduction. Gene Ontology annotation, cellular component: plasma membrane. The transcript has 6 exons. Gene Ontology annotation, molecular function: GTP binding; GTPase activity; GDP binding.